Molecule: messenger RNA, 351 nt
Organism: Aspergillus caelatus
Lineage: Eukaryota; Fungi; Ascomycota; Eurotiomycetes; Eurotiales; Aspergillaceae
Product: P-loop containing nucleoside triphosphate hydrolase protein
Exons: 1
Coding region: 1-351 (116 amino acids)
Biological process (GO): transmembrane transport
Cellular component (GO): membrane
Molecular function (GO): ATPase-coupled transmembrane transporter activity; ATP binding; ATP hydrolysis activity
Source: RefSeq, a predicted model, not a curated record
AUGUCGCAAGGUCAAAGGCAACUGCUAUGUUUGGCACGGAUUUUGGUCAGGAAUCCUAAGGUUAUCAUCCUCGAUGCAGCCACAUCUGCUGUUGAUAACAGGAUCGAUUUGUGGAUCAAAGAUACCAUUAGAACCCAGUUCAGUGGAACUCUGAUUGUUGUGGCGCAUCGUUUGAGGACGAUUGCGUCUUUCGAUAAGGUGGUUGUAAUGAAGGAUGGGAAUGUCGCGGAGGUUGGUGUGCCAGCUGAGCUUUUAGGCGGCAAGGGGCUGUUCUACAACCUGAUUCAGAAUAUUGAUGAUAGGGAGUUUUUGACCAGUCUCAUAACAGCUGGGGAGAGGAAAUCGGCCUAA